Salvelinus sp. IW2-2015 is the source of this 1506-nucleotide messenger RNA. The record is from RefSeq and is a predicted model, not a curated record. NCBI's taxonomy places the organism in Eukaryota, Metazoa, Chordata, Actinopteri, Salmoniformes, Salmonidae.
AUGGUAUACUUCAGCCACCUCUCCUAUAAAGCACACGCCAGCGGAGACGCAGUCAUCAGCCGAGCCCCCGACCAUAAGGAGGAGCGGGAGACCAGUCUGCAGGACGCCACCUCUGUCUACGACCUGCUGAGCAUCGGCAUGGCCAGGAGGGGGCAGUAUGCCAUGCUGUCUGAGUGUCUGGAGCGGGCCAUGAAGUUCUCAUUUAAUGAGUUCCACCUCUGGCACCAGUUGGGCCUGUCACUCAUGGCGUGUGGGAAGGGUGUGGGCGCCGUGUCUGUGCUCAAGGAGUGUGCCAGGAUGAGACCCGAGGACCCCUCACUGCCCAUGUUGGCCGCCAAAGUCUGCAUCGGCCAACUGCAUUGGCUGGAGGAGGCUGAGGCCCUGUCUCAGAGUGUGGUGUCCAUGGGAGAGGAGGCUGCAGAGUUCCUGUCCCGUGCGUACCUGACUGUGGGGCUGUGCUGCAGUCUGCAGGCCUCUGACGCCACUCUGAAAGCUGAUCGGGAUGGGUUCAACAGACGAGCACUGCAAAAUCUGCAUAAAGCCCAUGCAAUGGAUCCCCAUGAUGCUAAGAUUGCUCUCUACCUGUCUCUCCAGCUGGCUCUUGUACGCCAGGUGGCAGCUGCCAUGGAUCCCCUGCAGGUGGCUCUGUCUCUGCGUGGGGACGACCUGCACUCCCUCCACCUACUGACCCUUCUGCUUAGUGCCCAGAAACACCACCAACACGCCCUCGAAACCCUCACACUAGCGCUCAGCCAACAUCCUGAGAACUUCAAGUAGGUCGCCACUCUCCUGUAUUAUGGAACUGUGUGUGAAUGAGAGUGAGAGUGUGAGAGUGUGAGCGAGUGUAAGACUAACUCUGGUGUGUGUCACCCAGCCGGGUGCUCUGGAGGCCCAGGCCCAGACCUCUGUGUGGGGAUAGGGUGUCUGAGCUCCUCACCAGAGCCACACACACUCACUGAAGGCCUUAUUUAGAUGUGCCAGACCAGGCAUCCGCACUGCGCUGAGGAGUCUACCCUCACACACCCUUACCCUUUUCACACUGCCGCACUGACCCCAACUCUUCCAUGUAGGUUGGAGUUGCAGUACUCCCUCUCUCUCUGAGAAGCAGACAACAUUAUGCAGUAAUGAUAAACCACAGACACACAUUAUUAGUCAUCCAUGCAAUUGGCCCGUGCCACAGUGUUGCCUUGCUAUAAGGAGAAUAUGCAUAUUUGAAAGCCACGUGCUAUUUUGAUUAUUUCGCAGUGCCACCUCACCCUAGAGUCUGCAAUAAUGAUCUAAGACACAUGUUCUUCACAGCACGACCAUUUGGGGUCAGUGUUGGUCUCCAUGGUGUCAAGAAGAGAGGGGUACAGUGAAAAUAGAUAGCGGUAAAUGAAUGUGAUAUAGAGACAGAUAAAUAAAGAAAUAUGGAGUCAGAGAAGUACAGAACGAAUCAAACAUUGUUGCAUUUAUAUCGUAUUUGUAGCUAUAUAUAUAUAUAUCUACAGUACCAGUCAAAAGUUU